Messenger RNA from Sycon ciliatum, 1686 nucleotides. Its product is annotated as mitochondrial inner membrane protein OXA1L-like. The record is from RefSeq and is a predicted model, not a curated record. Gene Ontology annotation, molecular function: membrane insertase activity. Gene Ontology annotation, biological process: protein insertion into mitochondrial inner membrane from matrix. Bases 71 to 1429 code for a protein of 452 amino acids. The transcript has a single exon. Gene Ontology annotation, cellular component: mitochondrial inner membrane. Lineage: Eukaryota; Metazoa; Porifera; Calcarea; Leucosolenida; Sycettidae.
AAGUCGGAGCAAAAAAGACUAUUGAAAGCGAGGUGAACACACGAACUGUUUGUCGAAGAAGAAUGUGAAGAUGGCUCUUCAGUUGAGGCAGUUGGGGAGAAGCAGACUACCUUUACUCGUUCACCAUCAUCGUAGCUACCACUCUCUAAGGAUAGUAAAAACACAGAGAAAUGUGUUUGGAACACGAACAAUGCUGUUCAAUAUACUGCCAAAGAGUAAACCAGUGGACUCAAGUCUCAACGAAUCAGGAACAGGACCAGUCACACAGCGUUUGCCCGAUUUCAGCAACUUUCCAGAGUCUGAAGUAGGAUCGCUGAAGCCCGUCGCUGAUUCAGUCACCAACUUGGCGGAAGCAGGCCUUGGCGACUCGUGGAGUCCAGUCAGCUUAGCACAGCAUGGACUGGUGGAGCUUCACAACACGUUGGGAUUGCCCUGGUGGGCCUCUAUUAUGAUUGGCGUGGCAUUCGCACGUGUGCUCAUGCUACCCGCACAGAUCUGGAGCUUGAGAACUGCCACCAGAAUUCACAAUCAUUUGCCAGAGGAGAUGAUCCUACAGCGUAACAUGGUCAAAGCAGCGCAGUCCAAAGAUCAAGACUUGGCAGUGGAGACCUACCAGAAGCUGACUGCCUUCUAUAAGGAGCACAAUAUCUUCCCACUGAAGCCACUCCGCUCUGCUGUGUACACGUUUCCCAUUACAGUCGUGGGUGUUGUGUCGGUUUUAGAGCUGUGCACGUUACAGCCACCAUUCACUGGUAUGGCAACAGGUGGCUUGCUGUGGUGGUCAAAUCUGUCCGUGUCAGACCCGUUCUACGUGUUGCCAGCAGCAUGCGGUCUAUUGACCAUGUUUAAUAUCAACUCUGGUGCCGAAACAGGUGUACAGCCGGCCGAGCGCCUGCGCAAGUAUGUCUGGACCAGCAUUCCCGGUGGAGUGUUCAUGCUGUGUAUGUUCAUACCGUCCGGCGUACAGCUGUACUGGGCCACAAACGUCGGACUGGCGAUGGUUGUCAGUCGACUAGUCAAGACCAAGCCGGUACGUCAGCUGCUCGGCAUUCCAGAGUGGAAGGAGCACUCGCGCGCGUCCAUCAUACGUGCUGAGGGUGUUGGUGGUGCGUCGUUCAUGAAUGACUUCAAGCAGGCCGUCAGACUUGCUGAGCUUGAGCAGAUGAAGAAUGACAAAGAGCUCAUGCGUUCGCGCUGGGCUGCAAACCUAGAGCAGAACACUAAGCUGCAUGAAGACCUUGUGGCCAGCGCUCGCCUUGAGAAGUUACAGAAACGUGACCAAACCAUGGAGGACGGUCGCAUCGAGGUACGGCCACGCAAAGAGGACUUGCAAGAAACUGAACUAACACACCGCCAGAUGGAAAAGCCGUAUAUGAAGCGUCCAGCUAGUCGAUCUGGUCCUGGACAGAGGCGGUCUAAACCAGCCUGAAUCUUUAGUCCACCCAGUCGAACUUUUGAGAGCUAUGCGGCUCUGCCCGCUUUUAAUAUAAUGCUUUUUUUAAUGUCACAAAAUUAGGUUCUUAUGCUAUACAGACCAUGUGCAAGCGCCUUGCCAUAUUUUAUGAACCCAUAUCUGAUAAUUUCAGUUCAUAAGUCUUGAUGGAAUCAUGCAGCAUAUUUCACCCCUUUGAGGUGACCAUAUCAGCUUUUAGGAUUUGAUUUCAUUCUUAUUUUUGUGUAGGUUUA